Molecule: messenger RNA, 587 nt
Organism: Aricia agestis (brown argus)
Lineage: Eukaryota; Metazoa; Arthropoda; Insecta; Lepidoptera; Lycaenidae
Product: cuticle protein 19-like
Exons: 4
Coding region: 11-547 (178 amino acids)
Cellular component (GO): extracellular matrix
Source: RefSeq, a predicted model, not a curated record
CCAAAGCACAAUGUUCUCCAAAGUCCUCAUCUUAUGCGCCGUGGCGGCGGUGUGCAACGCCGGCUACAUCCAUCACGCGCCUGCUGUAUCGUCCUCGCAUAACGUGAUCCACCACGAGGUGCCAACACAGUACUCGGUGGGCCACGAAGGACCCGCUCAGUAUUCCGUGGGCCAUGAGGGACCCGCUCAGUACUCGGUGGGCCAUCAAGCCCCCCUGCACACUGCUGCCAUCCAUUCCGCGCCAGUCCACGCCAUCCCUGUAGUCCACGCCGCCCCCGUUGCCGUCCACGCUGCGCCCGCCCAUCAUGAGGACCACUACGUCGAUGAACACGCCUACCCCAAAUACGACUACUCCUACUCCGUCGGAGACCCCCACACCGGAGACCACAAGACCCAACACGAGAGCCGCGACGGUGACGUAGUGAAGGGAGAGUACUCGCUCCUGCAGCCCGAUGGCUCCUUCCGCAAGGUCACAUACACCGCCGAUCACCACAAUGGCUUCAACGCCGUCGUUCACAACUCUCCGCCAGUCAUCCAUCAUCAUUAGGACAUCAACUUCGACUGUGAUAUUAGUGUAGUUAGAUUAA